AUGGGUCUUAGCGUUACGUGCACUAAAGCCCACGGCCAACCCCGUUUACUACCACCUAUGCUUCGGAGUAAUAUUAACUUACGCCUACCCGAGAUCUUCUCGAAUAACGCUUCCGACUCUAAUUCCUCUACCGUAUCUAGCGUCUUCGACUUAAGUAGCGAAUCCGAAUCCGAGUCUAAAGAUAAGUCCGAAGAUAAGCUAGCUUUAGAAGAUAAAGAGAAAAUAAAACGAGGUAGUAAGAUUACCGGCUUCGCGGAAGUCGCGAAGCUAUAUUAUCUCCGAUAUAGCGUAUUUGCCUACUUAAUAAGUCGAUCGAUUAAUCCUUAUAGACCCUAUCGGCUUAAAGAUUCGAGUUAUAUUAAAGAUAUUCCCCAUAUACAUACCUUAGAAGAUAGAAAAUAG
Messenger RNA from Penicillium hordei, 402 nucleotides. RefSeq lists its product as uncharacterized. The transcript is spliced from 4 exons. Bases 1 to 402 code for a protein of 133 amino acids. The record is from RefSeq and is a predicted model, not a curated record. Lineage: Eukaryota; Fungi; Ascomycota; Eurotiomycetes; Eurotiales; Aspergillaceae.